This is a messenger RNA of Phytophthora nicotianae INRA-310, 99 nucleotides long. RefSeq lists its product as hypothetical. Lineage: Eukaryota; Oomycota; Peronosporomycetes; Peronosporales; Peronosporaceae. The transcript has 2 exons. The record is from RefSeq and is a predicted model, not a curated record. The coding region runs from base 1 to 99 and encodes 32 amino acids.
AUGCCGUUCCCGGACGGCAGCAACCCCAGCGACGAAAUCCUCUACAAGUUUAUCCGAGUGUGCGAACGCGAGACUGGAGCCACUGCAAAGCUGGUCUAG